Molecule: messenger RNA, 327 nt
Organism: Laccaria bicolor S238N-H82
Lineage: Eukaryota; Fungi; Basidiomycota; Agaricomycetes; Agaricales; Hydnangiaceae
Exons: 4
Coding region: 1-327 (108 amino acids)
Source: RefSeq, a predicted model, not a curated record
AUGCUCACAACUCCCCAGGAUCUCAAUCUGCUUCGUUUUCUGUGGUCGAGGGCUCGUUCGGAUAGCCCCACGCUCCGUGAAGACGCUCCCCAAAACCGUUUACAAAACGGUCAAGGUCUCAUGGAACUAGGACCUCAAUCUGCUUCGUUUUCUGACCUCAAUCUGCUUCGUUUUCUGUGGUCGAGGGCUCGUUCGGAUACCCCCACACUCCGUGAAGACGCUCCCCAAAACCAUUUACGAAACGGUCAAGGUCUCGUGGAACUAGGACCUCAAUCUGCUUCGUUUUCUGUGGUCGAGGGCUCGUUCGGAUACCCCCACACUCCGUGA